Messenger RNA from Coregonus sp. 'balchen', 4303 nucleotides. The record is from the annotation of a GenBank genome assembly. NCBI's taxonomy places the organism in Eukaryota, Metazoa, Chordata, Actinopteri, Salmoniformes, Salmonidae.
AUGCCCUACACCGUCUCCGAAAUUCUCAAUAUCGCCGAAAACAUGGUGACAACGGAGGACUUGUCCGGCGAGACAGGUGCUCGAAGGGAGCCCCAAUUUUACCGGGAUUCGUCUACGACGGCCUUGGACAUGGACACAUCAAACUUGCUUCUCGGAGCCGGGGUGACAGUGAUCACACACCCGCUGCUGUACGUCAAACUGCUAAUUCAGGUACUGUUAGCUAGCUAAGCUUGCGAGCUCAAUUUAGCUAGCUAAAUUCACAUAAUUUGUUUGAGUUAUUAAUUAUUUAGCUAGCAAGCACGAAAACUAACACUUUGAAGUGCCACCUCAUUGGGGUGUUUGAGUUUGCUUGACGGCUAGCUGGGAGUUUGUUAGGGUAAAGCUAGCUAACGUCAGAUGGCAUGAUCUCUCCUUUGCCAACCUCCGAUCAAACCGCAAUGUCAUCUCACAUAAGUAGGUGUGUCUGGGGAAGACAGAAAGCGACAUUUUCAAAUAUUAUUUACAUGAAAUGUUAAUGUAAAUCAUCAUCCCUUUAAGUUCCUGUCACAAUUUCAUUUAUUUGUUAUUGUUUGUUUAGUUGUAUAAACAAUUCAGCUUUUAGCUGCCAUGGAUACACAAAAUAAAACUAAACGAAAAAGCAAUACUAAAAUACACUGCCUGCCGGCCUGCCCUCUUUUCAUCACUGUACUUGUCAAGAUGGCCCACCUCUGCUAACUGCAAGUGCAUGCCAAGAUCCUACCACUACAACUAGCUAUAUGAACAAACAUAUAAACGCAACAAUUUCAAAGAUUUUACUGAGUUACAGUUCAUACACUGCUCAAAAAAAUAAAGGGAACACUAAAAUAACACAUCCUAGAUCUGAAUUAAUGAAAUAAUCUUAUUAAAUACUUUUUUCUUUACAUAGUUGAAUGUGCUGAUAACAAAACCACACAAAAAUGAUCAAUGGAAAUCAUAUGUAUCAACCCAUGGAGGUCUGGAUUUGGAGUCACCCUCAAAAUUAAAGUGGAAAACCACACUACAGGCUGAUCCAACUUUGAUGUAAUGUCCUUAAAACAAGUCAAAAUGAGGCUCAGUAGUGUGUGUGGCCUCCACGUGCCUGUAUGACCUCCCUACAACGCCUGGGCAUGCUCCUGAUGAGGUGGCGGAUGGUCUCCUGAGGGAUCUCCUCCCAGACCUGUACUAAAGCAUCCGCCAACUCCUGGACAGUCUGUGGUGCAACGUGGCGUUGGUGGAUGGAGCGAGACAUGAUGUCCCAGAUGUGCUCAAUUGGAUUCAGGUCUGGGGAACGGGCGGGCCAGUCCAUGGCAUCAAUGCCUUCCUCUUGCAGGAACUGCUGACACACUCCAGCCACAUGAGGUCUAGCAUUGUCUUGCAUUAGGAGGAACCCAGGGCCAACUGCACCAGCAUAUGGUCUCACAAGGGGUCUGAGGAUCUCAUCUCGGUACCUAAUGGCAGUCAGGCUACCUCUGGCGAGCACAUGGAGGGCUGUGCGGCCCCCCAAAGAAAUGCCACCCCACACCAUGACUGACCCACCGCCAAACCGGUCAUGCUGGAGGAUGUUGCAGGCAGCAGAACGUUCUCCACGGCGUCUCCAGACUUGGUCACGUCUGUCACAUGUGCUCAGUGUGAACCUGCUUUCAUCUGUGAAGAAAGAGCACAGGGCGCCAGUGGCGAAUUUGCCAAUCUUGGUGUUCUCUGGCAAAUGCCAAACGUCCUGCACGGUGUUGGGCUGUAAGCACAACCCCCACCUGUGGACGUCGGUCCCUCAUACCACCCUCAUGGAGUCUGUUUCUGACCGUUUGAGCAGACACAUGCACAUUUGUGGCCUGCUGGAGGUCAUUUUGCGGGGCUCUGGCAGUGCUCCUCCUGCUCCUCCUUGCACAAAGGCGGAGGUAGCAGUCCUGCUGCUGGGUUGUUGCCCUCCUACGGCCUCCUCCACGUCUCCUGAUGUACUGGCCUGUCUCCUGGUAGCGCUUCCAUGCUCUGGACACUACGCUGACAGACACAGCAAACCUUCUUGCCACAGCUCGCAUUGAUGUACCAUCCUGGAUGAGCUGCACUACCUGAGCCACUUGUGUGGGUUGUAGACUCCGUCUCAUGCUACCACUAGAGUGAAAGCACCGCCAGCAUUCAAAAGUGACCAAAACAUCAGCCAGGAAGCAUAGGAACUGAGAAGUGGUCUGUGGUCACCACCUGCAAAACCAGUCCUUUAUUGGGGGUGUCUUGCUAAUUGCCUAUAAUUUCCACCUGUUGUCUAUUCCAUUUGCACAACAGCAUGUGAAAUGUAUUGUCAAUCAGUGUUGCUUCCUAAGUGGACAGUUUGAUUUCACAGAAGUGUGAUUGACUUGGAGUUACAUUGUGUUGUUUAAGUGUUCCCUUUAUUUUUUUGAGCAGUGUAUAAUAAAUUCAUUAGGCCCUAAUCUAUGGAUUUCACAUGACUGGGAAUACAUAUAUGCAUCUGUUGGUCACAGAUACCUUUAAAAAAAGUUGGGGCGUGGAUCAGAAAUCCAGUCAUUAUCUGGUGUGACCACUAUUUACCUCAUGCAGCGCGACCUUCGCAUAGAGUUGAUCAGGCUGUUGGUUGUGGCCUGUGGAAUGUUGUCCCACUCCUCUUCAAUGGCUGUGCGAAGUUGCUAGAUAGUGGCAGGAACUGGAAAACGCUGUCGUAAACGUAGAUCCAGAGCAUCCCAAACAUGCUCAAUGGGUGACAUGUCUAAUGAGUAUGCAGGACAUGGAAGAACUGGGACACUUUCAGCUUCCAGGAAUUGUGUACAGAUCCUUGCGACAUGGGGCUGUGCAUUAUCAUGCUGAAACAUGAGGUGAUGCGGCAGAUAAAUGGCACGACAAUGGGCCUCAGGAUCUCGUCACGAUAUCUCUGUGCAUUCAAAUUGCCAUAGAUAAUGCAAUUGUGUUCGUUGUCUGUAGCUUAGGCCUGUUCAUACCAUAACCCCACUGCCACCAUGGGGCAUUCUGUUCACAACGUUGACAUCAUCAAACCGCUCGCCCACACAACGCCAUACGUAUGGUCUGCGAUUGUGAGGCCGGUUGGACAUACUGCCAAAUUCUCUAAAACGACGUUGGAGGCGGCUUAUGGUAGAGAAAUGAACAUUCAAUUCUCUGGCAACAGCUCUGGUAGACAUUCAUCCAUUCAGCAUGCCAAUUGCACGCUCCCUCAACUUGAAACAUCUGUGGCAUUGUGUGCACCUGGGUAAUGAUCAUGCUGUUUAAUCAGUUUCUUGAUAUGGCACACCUGUCAGGUGGAUGGAUUAUCUUGGCAAAGGAGAAAUGCUCACUAACAGGAAUGUAAACAAAUUUGUCCACCAAAUUUGAGAGAGAUCAGCUUUUUUUGUGUAUGGACAAUUUCUGGGAUCUUUUAUUUCAGCUCAUGAAACAUGGGAGCAACACUUUACAUGUUGCGUUGAUAUUUUUGUUCAGUGUAGUUAAAGUAAUAGCUAGCUAGAAAAUAUCAAUGUACUUCCCCUCUAGUAUGCCAGCUUGAUUCCAGUAAGUUGUGUGUGCCUUUCGUGAACUAACACUUUACCUUUUUUUUUUUUCUACUAGCACUGGCUUUGCUGAUGUACUGAGAUACUGAAUGUGGUUGUCCCACCUACCUAUCUUAAGAUGAAUGCACUAACUUUAAGUCGCUCUGGAUAAGAGCGUCUGCUAAAAAUGACUAACAUUUAAAUGUAGAUUGGACAUGAGCCCCUCACCCCAACUGUUGGAACCACCAUGUUUGGGAGGAAAGUGUUGUACCUCCCUGGAUUCUUCUCCUAUGGUGAGUGGGUCUUCAUGGCUUAUCAUCCUAAUUUAUCACCCUGAAUGGGGAAGAAGAGGUGACAGCGAUGUGAUGUCUAUCUGUCCACAGCACAGCACGUUGUAAGGGUGGAUGGAAAGAGGGGACUCUUCCGAGGUCUGUCCCCUUGUAUUAUGUCCAGUGCCAUCUCUACCAUGGUCCGGAGUAAAGUCAAACAGGUGAGGGAAUCCUAGACCCAGAGGAGAGGUAGUUCAUACUCACUAAUAACAUAUUGCAACUGCUCUCAAUAGGUCUUUGAAAUGCGCAUCUCUGGCCACAAAGCGUAUAAUCCAACCAAUCAUUGGAGCUUGCAAGUGUACAGUCAGAAUAUCCUUAUCAAAUGAGAGAGACACAUGUAAUUAAAUAAUAUAUUUGUGACAGUAUGCGGGAAGAACUUAAUUUAUAUAGUAAUUGAAGGCCUGACAUCUUUUCCCUCUCCAGACCAUUCCAGCAGAUGAUGUAUCGAACAGAGAUGACUUGAAGACCUCCCUCAGGAAAGUGGUCAAAGUG